Messenger RNA from Leptinotarsa decemlineata (Colorado potato beetle), 289 nucleotides. RefSeq names its product NHS actin remodeling regulator GUK-holder (gene gukh). NCBI's taxonomy places the organism in Eukaryota, Metazoa, Arthropoda, Insecta, Coleoptera, Chrysomelidae. Gene Ontology annotation, biological process: cell differentiation. The record is from RefSeq and is a predicted model, not a curated record.
AUGCCCUUCGUGCAGCGUUUCGUUGAGCCCAAACACUUGAGCCGGACUCAACUCUUCGAUGAAGAUGGAAAGCCGAAAGUGGAUGAUGAGGAGCUGGAGGCCGUUAAUAAUAACACCUUGUGCAAUGCUCUUCGACAGCUCGCCUCUUUGGUGCUGGCCGCCAAUGAUAUAUUCGAGGAGCUGGGAGGGCAGCUUCAGACCAUCAAGAAGAGGUCAGACGCCAUCAAGGUGAAACUCAACGAUUUGGAAGGAAAGGUCAACAAGGUUGACCCGAAGGAGGUUACAGUGC